This is a messenger RNA of Medicago truncatula (barrel medic), 963 nucleotides long. Its product is annotated as cold and drought-regulated protein CORA. The coding region runs from base 51 to 740 and encodes 229 amino acids. Lineage: Eukaryota; Viridiplantae; Streptophyta; Magnoliopsida; Fabales; Fabaceae. The record is from RefSeq and is a predicted model, not a curated record. The transcript is spliced from 2 exons.
CUUCUUACUAGUUUUUCUCAUCGUUCACUACUAAAUAUCACAUUUGAACAAUGGAUUCGAAAAAGGCAAUCCUCAUGCUAGGCCUAUUGGCUAUGGCUCUUAUUUCCUCAGUGAUGUCCGCUAGGGACUUAACUGAAACUUCCACUGAUACUAAAAAGGAAGUUGUUGAAAAGACUAAUGAAGUAAACGAUGCCAAAUAUGGAGGCUAUGGUGGAGGUUACAACCACGGUGGUGGUGGUUAUAAUGGUGGAGGUUAUAACCACGGCGGUGGUGGUUACAACAACGGUGGAGGUGGUUACAACCAUGGUGGUGGUGGUUACAACAACGGUGGAGGUGGCUACAACCAUGGUGGAGGAGGUUACAAUGGUGGUGGUUACAACCACGGCGGAGGUGGUUACAACCACGGUGGAGGUGGUUACAACCAUGGCGGAGGUGGUUACAAUGGUGGUGGAGGCCACGGAGGUCACGGUGGAGGUGGUUACAAUGGUGGAGGAGGUCACGGUGGUCAUGGUGCUGCUGAAUCUGUUGCCGUGCAAACUGAGGAAAAGACUAAUGAAGUAAAUGAUGCCAAAUAUGGUGGUGGUUACAACCAUGGUGGAGGUAGUUACAACCAUGGAGGAGGUAGUUACCACCACGGUGGAGGUGGUUACAACCACGGUGGAGGUGGACACGGGGGACAUGGUGGAGGUGGUCACGGUGGUCACGGUGCCGAGCAAACUGAGGACAAAACUCAAAACUGAUCAUAAUGAUAUCUAUCUUCAUGCACCAUGUACUCUUUCUCAGUAAUAUAUUUCAUGAAUAAAAAUAAUGUUGUGUGUUGAUAUAAUGGUGUAUUUAUCUAUCUUGCCACUAUAUAGUAUAGAUAGAUAUUUCUUCGGGAGAAAUCAUGUAUAAAUUUGCAUCAGACUAUGUAUUUGUAACGAUGAUUAUUAAGCUUUUCCAAAAAAAUGAUGAAUGCGUUAU